This is a messenger RNA of Nothoprocta perdicaria, 1831 nucleotides long. It is a transcript of the gene APMAP, whose product is annotated as adipocyte plasma membrane associated protein. Gene Ontology annotation, molecular function: strictosidine synthase activity. Lineage: Eukaryota; Metazoa; Chordata; Aves; Tinamiformes; Tinamidae. The transcript has 9 exons. The record is from RefSeq and is a predicted model, not a curated record. The coding region runs from base 2 to 1288 and encodes 428 amino acids. Gene Ontology annotation, biological process: biosynthetic process.
GAUGCGGGAGCGCACGGAGGUGGCCGCCUGCUCGGGCAGCAUGAACGAGGCCGAGGGCCUGCGGCAGCGCCACCCGUUCCGGCCGCAGGUGAUCACCGAGGACAGUCCGGCGCAGGAGGCCAAAGAGGGCAGUACGUACAGUGGCAAGGUGUUCCGUGUGACCUUCUUGACUUUGGCUGUGUCCCUAAUUAUUCCCCUGCUUGGAGCAAUUGUUCUACUGGAUUGUCCUAUAGACCCGCAGCCUAUAAGCUUGAAAGAACCUCCCCUUCUGACAGGGGUUCUGGAGCCAAAUAUCAAGUUACGAAAAGCUGAGCGAUUAUGGGAAGGUCAACUUCUUGGACCAGAAUCUAUUGCCAAUAUUGAUGAUGUGCUCUUUACUGGGACAGCUGAUGGAAAGAUUCUAAAAAUUGAAGAUGGGGAACUACAGACAAUAGCUAGAACUGGACAUGGUCCUUGUGGAAGGUGGGAAGAUGAGCCAACUUGUGGAAGGCCACUUGGCAUCAGAGUUGGACCAAAUAACACCCUUUUUGUGGCAGAUGCUUAUCAUGGACUCUAUGAAAUUAAUCCUGACACAGGGGAAACAAAAAUGCUUGUCUCAACUAAAACAAUAAUUGAAGGUCAGAAGUUGUCUUUUCUGAAUGAUCUUACAGUCACUCGGGAUGGGAGGAAAAUCUACUUUACUGAUUCCAGCAGCAAAUGGCAAAGGCGGAACUACUUGUACUUGGUCAUGGAAGGCACAGAUGAUGGACGCCUGCUUGAAUAUGACACGGUAACAAAAGAAGUGAAAGUCUUAAUGGUGGGGUUGCAGUUUCCUAAUGGAGUCCAGCUCUCUCCAGCAGAAGAUUUUGUCCUGGUCCAGGAAACAACCAUGGCUAGAAUCAGGAGGUAUUAUGUGUCUGGCCUGAUGAAAGGUGGAGCGGAUAUUUUUGUUGAGAAUAUGCCUGGUUUUCCAGAUAAUAUCAGAUUAAGCAGUUCUGGAGGAUAUUGGGUAGCCAUGUCAACUAUUCGACCCAAUCCUGGAUUUUCAAUGUUGGAUUUCUUGUCUGAAAAACCAUGGAUUAAAAGAAUUAUAUUUAAGCUCCUGAGUCAGGAAACUCUGAUGAAGUUUGUGCCCAGGUACAGCCUUGUUGUUGAACUUAGUGAGACAGGAUCCUACAAAAGAAGCUUUCAUGAUCCCAACGGAGUAACAGUACCUUACAUUAGUGAGGCACAUGAACACAAUGGAUAUCUCUACCUGGGCUCCUUCCGAUCUCCAUUUAUUGGUAGACUUAACCUUCAGCAUGUUUAAUUGUUCACCUGUGAUGAAGUGCCACUGUCCUUUAAUACUCCAGAGGUAUGAAGGAAGGAUGUGCUUGAGACAGCGUGUGACCAAGGACGAACAAGUGAAGAUGGUUAGUCAGUUGCACCAUUCUGUUGCCAUUUGAAAACCUGAAUGGCUUGCUGUUAACUGUAGUCUUCAUUGGUUUGAUUUGGCUGCUCCUGCUUUGGAAUUGGCAUGUGUAAUAUUAAUGCCUGUGAUGUUGAGGAUCUUCGUAUGGUUAAAUGCUCCUUAAGUGAAAGCCAUUGCUUUUCCUUUCCCACCCCUGUUUGGAGCAUCUUGAACAAACAUAAGCCACCUGUAAUGCAAGUAUCUUCUUACACUGGAAUGAUCAUUGGAUUAAUGAUGUAUCAUUUGRAUUGAAGAGAUGUUGCACAUUUGUUUCCUUCUGUUUUAGAAACUACUCUGUAGGAGUGAUUACAGUGCAUGUUUUCAUGUCACUCUACAGCGCUGUGGUAGAGGCAACAUCAUUCAGAAUGUGACUAGAAGUCUAGUUGUACUACCCAAGUUUCU